Erythranthe guttata (spotted monkey flower) is the source of this 663-nucleotide messenger RNA. The record is from RefSeq and is a predicted model, not a curated record. Lineage: Eukaryota; Viridiplantae; Streptophyta; Magnoliopsida; Lamiales; Phrymaceae.
AUGGAAAAGCAAGCUCGUUAUUGCAGCCCUAAUAGUUCUUCUUCAGCUCCAAGAAUUGAAAGGAAAAUCACAGAGAAGAAUCGGAGAAAUCAAAUGAAACUUCUCUUCUCCAACCUCACUUCCCUCCUUCCUCACCAUACCUCCAAGGUUGAAGGAUUGCCGGUGCCGGAUCAAAUCGAUGAAGCAGUGGAAUAUAUCAAAAGCAUGAAAACGAAGCUCGAAGAAAUGAGUCGAAAGGACUCUCUAAAAUUGCCAAGAAAGGAAUAUUGUGAUCAAGAUCAAACCACAACGAGUAUCGAAAAAACGCCUCUUGUUGAAGUUCAUAAUAUGGGACCGAACAUUGACGUCGUUUUAGCAAAAGGGCUCAAAGAUUUUUCAACUUUUCACGAUAUUAUCCGAAUGCUUCAUCGGCACGAAGUUGAAGUAGCAAGUGCCACUUUUGCCAGAUGUGGGAACUCAACUAUCCAAAUUCUCCAAGAUAAUAAUAAUAAUAAUAAGGAUGGGCAGUGCAGAUUGGAUUUUGGAGGAGAAGAAAUAUUAAGAAAGGUGGAGGAGCUUACGACCGAGAUUCCUGCGAAAUUGGAAGUUGGCAUCAUAGAAUCGGGGCUUAUUCCCGAGAGAUAUAAUGUCACCUUUGAGGGACUCAGAUCGAAGACCAUUUGA